Molecule: messenger RNA, 1623 nt
Organism: Nerophis lumbriciformis (worm pipefish)
Lineage: Eukaryota; Metazoa; Chordata; Actinopteri; Syngnathiformes; Syngnathidae
Source: RefSeq, a predicted model, not a curated record
AUGAGUCAGAGUAAAGACAACAAUGUCCGACUCAAGAGCUACAAGAACAAGUCGCUCAACACUGAUGAAAUGAGAAGACGGCGGGAAGAGGAGGGCCUGCAGCUUCGUAAGCAAAAGAAGGAUGAACAGCUGUUCAAAAGGAGAAAUGUUGCCACGGUGGAAGACGAUGGUGGUUCGGUGGACGAUGACGGAAUGGCUGAUAGCGGCUACCUGGAGUCCCAGGUGAACAAUGUGGACCCGCUCACAGGUGGCAAUAUCUCUGAGGAUAUGACUCAGAUGAUCUUCUCCGUUAGUCCUGAGCAGCAACUCAUUGGCACCCAGCGAUUUCGUAAACUUCUUUCUAAAGAGCCCAACCCGCCCAUUGACGAAGUCAUCGCCACUCCGGGCGUUGUGGAGCGCUUUGUAGAGUUUCUGAAGAGGCGAGAAAACUGCACGUUGCAAUUCGAGGCCGCAUGGGUACUGACCAACAUCGCGUCGGGCACCUCACACCAGACCAGGGUUGUCAUCCAAGCCGGCGCCGUACCCAUUUUUAUAGAGAUGCUCGGCUCCGAUUUUGAAGACGUACAAGAGCAGGCUGUUUGGGCUCUGGGCAAUAUAGCGGGAGACAGCACGGAAUGCAGAGACUUUGUCGUCGACUGCAACAUUCUGCCUCCGUUGCUGCAGUUACUGGCCAAACAGACUCGUCUAACAAUGAUGAGGAACGCGGUGUGGGCGCUCUCGAACCUGUGCAGAGGGAAGAAUCCUCCUCCUGACUUUGCAAAGGUUUCCCCGUGUCUCAGCGUGCUUUCUUGGCUGCUGUUCGUCAACGACACGGACAUCAUGGCCGACGCGUGCUGGGCUCUCUCCUACCUCUCGGACGGCCCCAACGACAAAAUCCAGGCUGUCAUCGAUUCGGGGGUUUGUCGCAGGCUGGUGGAGUUACUGGUGCACACUGAUUACAAGGUGGUAUCUCCGGCUCUUCGGGCUGUCGGUAACAUUGUCACCGGUGAUGAUUUUCAGACGCAGGUCAUCCUAAACUGUUCGGCACUGCAGUCCCUGCUCCACUUAUUGAACAGCCCCAAAGAGUCCAUCAAGAAAGAAGCUUGCUGGACCAUUUCUAACAUCACCGCAGGGAACAGAGCGCAAAUACAGAUGGUGAUUGAUGCGAACCUGCUGCCGCCUCUCAUCAACAUCCUGCAAGUGGCAGAGUUCCGCACAAGAAAGGAGGCGGCAUGGGCAAUAACCAACGCCACCUCGGGGGGUUCUGCAGAGCAGAUCAGGCACCUGGUGGACCUGGGCUGCAUAAAACCCCUGUGUGAUUUGCUGACUCUGAUGGAUUCUAAAAUCGUGCAAGUGGCCCUCAACGGCAUCGAGAACAUUCUGCGGCUAGGCGAGUUGGAGGCCAAGCGGGGGGGCAACAUCAACCCCUAUUGCGCACUCAUCGAGGAGGCCUAUGGUCUGGACAAGCUGGAGUUCCUGCAGGGCCACGAGAACCAGGACAUCUACCAGAAAGCGUACGACCUGAUCGAGCGCUACUUCAACACGGAAGACGAAGACACGUCGCUGGUGCCCGCCGUGGACCUGCAGCAGCAGCAGUUCCUCUUCCAGCAGUGCGAGGCGCCGAUGGAAGGCUUCCAGCUAUAA